Messenger RNA from Aspergillus clavatus NRRL 1, 726 nucleotides. RefSeq names its product class I SAM-dependent DNA methyltransferase. The record is from RefSeq and is a predicted model, not a curated record. The transcript is spliced from 3 exons. NCBI's taxonomy places the organism in Eukaryota, Fungi, Ascomycota, Eurotiomycetes, Eurotiales, Aspergillaceae. The coding region runs from base 1 to 726 and encodes 241 amino acids.
AUGUCGACCUUCACCGAAUUAAAUAGACAGUAUUUUGAUAAACAGGCUAGCUCCUACAACGGCGAUUUCCGAAAUGUCCUGGAAACGAUCUAUAACCAAGUCCAGAGCCGUCGCUCCUGGAUCAGUGAUAUCUGGAAUGACACAGAGACCGGCAAAGAUCCAGAGAUCAAGGUACUCGAAUACGCUUGUGGAACAGGCGCUGUCUCCUCGGCGCUGGCACCAUUUGUCGACAAAGUCGUCGGCAUAGAUGUAUCAGAAGAGAUGAUCAAGCAAUACAAUUCCAACGCCAAAGAAACUGGUUUUGCGGGAAAGAUGGCUGGUUACGUCGGCGAUCUGUUCGCCGAAUCCGUGCCGGCCGAGAUUUCUGGGCCGGAGUUCCAGGACUUCGACUUGGUCGCCGUGAGCAUGGCUUUGCAUCACUUUGAUAAGCCUGAAUUUGCCCUUAAGCGCCUGGGAGAGCGUUUGAAGAAGGGUGGCAUGUGUUUGAUCAUCGAUCUGGUACCAGAAGAUAAGCAUUCCCCACACGCCAUGGGCCAUGCAUUCCCUGAGGCGAACGCAACAAUCAGGACUCAUGGCUUUACGGCGGAGCAUAUGCAGAAGUUAUUCGAGAGCGCUGGAUUAUCGCAUAAAGUCGAUUACUGUGUGAUCGAAGAGCCAGUGGUGUUCCGCAAAGAGGGCAAGGAGAUUUCCAAGACCAUUUUCAUAGCUAGGGCUCAGCGCACCUAG